This is a messenger RNA of Micromonas pusilla CCMP1545, 1131 nucleotides long. RefSeq lists its product as uncharacterized. The record is from RefSeq and is a predicted model, not a curated record. Lineage: Eukaryota; Viridiplantae; Chlorophyta; Mamiellophyceae; Mamiellales; Mamiellaceae. The transcript has a single exon. The coding region runs from base 1 to 1131 and encodes 376 amino acids.
AUGGCGUCGCGCGCGUGCCUUCGGUGGGUCGCGCCGCCGACCGCGACGCGGCGCGAGCGCAGACGAUGCGAUCAGAGGAGCCGUCGCGUCGCCAGACGAGCGGCGGCGGCGACGGCGGACGCCGCCGACGACGCCGCCGCCGCGCGCGACGACGGCGAUGACGGCGGGCGGCACGACUUCACGACCGUGUUCGGCCGCGGGCGCGUCGCGUCCGUGCUCGCGCGCGCGCUCGGGAUCUCGCGAUGCGUGCUCGUGGGCAGGUACAAUUCGUUCCCCGCGGACGACAUCGGAGGCCCGAUAUACGUCGCGACGCACGCGUCGGACCUCGCCGCCGUCCUCGCGAAAGUCCCCGCGUCGCGCAGGCGCGACGUCGUCCUGAUGCAGGGCGGUCUCCUGAGGCGCGCGUGGCUCGAGGCGCGCGGCGCGGCCGACGCGACGCAAGUCGCGCUCUUCCUCUCCGCGCGGCGCGACGGGGACGUCGUGGACGGCGGCGGGAGGACCGUCGCGUGCGGCCCGCACGCCGCGCACGUCGUCGAGACGCUCGCGAGGGUCGGCGUGCGAUGCGCCGAGGUGGACGCGACCGAGUUCGGUACCGCGGCGACGGAGAAACUCCUGUGGGCGUCCAUCUUCUGGCUCAUGUGCGCGACGCGCGGCGGCGCGGGCGGCGACGCGGUCACCGUGGGGGAGAUCGUGAACGACGUCGACGCGUCCGCGCGCGCGGAGGCGCUCGCCGUCGAGCUCAUGCGCGUCGUCGUCGCCGCGGGGGAGCUGGACGGCGGCGCGGACGCGGCGGAAGACGGAACAUCAACCGUCGCGGGGAGCCCGCCCGCGCCCGCGUUACCCCUCCUCGACGCGGAGGCGCUCGAGUACGAGGGGACGGGGUUCGGCACGGACGCGGAGUUCGAGCAAGGCCUGAUCGUGAUCGGUCUGUUCCGGUACUGCGACGACAUCCCGGACGCGGCGCCGAGCGCGGAGAUGGCGACGCGCGAGGGCGCGUUUCGGAACGGGUGGUUCCUCGCCGCGGCGGAGCGUUACGCGCUCGAGACGCCGCUGCACGAGCGGCUGUUGAGAGACGCGGGCGUGGACGUCGACGAGCUCAGAAGCCGCGCGCGGGCGGAGCACGGGCUGUGA